Messenger RNA from Psammomys obesus (fat sand rat), 12284 nucleotides. It is a transcript of the gene Mpst, whose product is annotated as mercaptopyruvate sulfurtransferase. The record is from RefSeq and is a predicted model, not a curated record. Gene Ontology annotation, cellular component: mitochondrion. Gene Ontology annotation, molecular function: thiosulfate-cyanide sulfurtransferase activity. Gene Ontology annotation, biological process: transsulfuration. NCBI's taxonomy places the organism in Eukaryota, Metazoa, Chordata, Mammalia, Rodentia, Muridae. The transcript is spliced from 5 exons. Bases 501 to 1502 code for a protein of 333 amino acids.
GGAGGAGACGGCCCUCGGGUUUCGAGUUCUCUCUCCGGGCGCACUGACCACUCGCCAGCCCUUCUGCUUCUGUUUUCUGAAGCCUGGGUCCUCUGGCUUCUGGAAUGCCCCAAUCCCGUGAAGGCGCUCCCAGUACCCUGCCCUCUUUUCGCCGCUAUGAUCCAGCCAGCGGGCCCACACCGGGCGGCCCGCAGCGAUCCAAUCGCCCCAGUAGCUUGGCUGGCACCGGCCUUUACACUCCAGAGAGGCGGACGGGUUCAAACCGGGAGCCGGGAGCGUCCUCAAGUGGCCCUCACCAUUGCGCCGCCUCCCAUGGGGGGUGCUUUUCUCGCAGACAGUCGGGACUCUGAGCAGCUCCUGCACCUCGGCACCGAAAUUCUGUUUUCCCCCUCCUGGCAUAACGCUUUUCACACCCGAAGGGGGGUACGAAAGGCUCGGGUGACUCUGGGACAGCACGCAACCCGGCUGCACGGCGCGUUCUUCCCCCCGCGGCCCGGGGAAUGGAAGGUGCAGCCAGCAGCUGCUCGGAGUGGCUAAGGCAGUGGGCUGUGCCCGAGUCUCCUCCCUUUGGCUGGUCGCAGGCCCGCGAUCCGAGCAUCCCCAAGGUCAUGGCCGCCCCGCAGCUUUUCCGAGCGCUGGUGUCGGCGCAGUGGGUGGCGGAGGCCCUGCGGACCCCGCGCGCCUCGCAGCCGCUGAAGUUACUGGAUGCCUCCUGGUACCUGCCCAAGCUGGGCCGCGACGCGCGCCGCGAGUUCGAGGCGCGCCACAUCCCGGGCGCCGCCUUCUUUGACAUCGAUCGCUGCAGCGACCUCACGUCGCCCUACGACCACAUGCUGCCGAGCGCCGCGCACUUCGCCGACUACGCGGGCAGCUUGGGCGUGGGCGCCUCCACGCACGUCGUAAUCUACGACGGCAGCGACCAGGGCCUUUAUUCCGCCCCGCGGGUCUGGUGGAUGUUCCGCGUCUUCGGCCACCGCUCCGUGUCGCUGCUGGACGGCGGCCUCCGCCACUGGCUGAGCCAGAACCUGCCAAUCAGCUCCGGCAGGAGCCCCUCGGAGCCGGCGGAGUUCUCCGCGAAGCUCGACCCCUCCUUCAUCAAGACCCACGAGGACAUCCUGGAGAACCUGGAGACCCGGAGCUUCCAGGUCGUGGACGCCCGUGCGGCCGGGCGGUUUCGAGGCACUGACCCGGAACCCCGAGAUGGCAUUGAACCCGGCCAUAUCCCCGGCUCCAUAAACAUCCCGUUCACUGAAUUCCUGACCAAGGAGGGUCUGGAGAAGAGCCCAGAGGAGAUCCAACGCAUGUUCCAGGAAAAGAAGGUGGACCUGUCCAAGCCCUUGGUUGCCACGUGUGGCUCCGGUGUCACAGCCUGCCACGUGGCCCUAGGGGCCUUCCUCUGUGGCAAACCCGACGUGCCUGUCUAUGACGGCUCCUGGGUGGAGUGGUACAUGCGUGCCCAGCCCGAGCAUAUCAUCUCCGAGGGCCGAGGGAAGACCCAGUGAGGCCCGGCAGGACACAGUACAGCUUGAGUGACACCUGACCACCGCAGUGCCAAGUCUGGUCACCCUGACUCUGCUUUGUGGAGGGUCCUUCCUCAGACAACUCAGGUGGUGUUUGGGGUGACACCCCAGAGACCGGGAGAUCCAGUGACUCCUGGGAGCCCAGUGGAGGUAGCUAUGAAGGUGGCAGGCAAUAAAAGGGUACCCAGGGGAAGGAGGGAGGGAGGGAGGGAGGGAGGGAGGCCAGGCAGCAGACCAGCCUGCAAGGUGCUAAGCUGGGGCCCACCUAGCUUGUUUCACUGUAGAGAAAUAAAACAAAACGCACAGAAGCUUUGUGGUUGUGAGAACGUCUGUUUCCUGAGGAGCCAGGGGUCCCUGCACACCUAGCAGCUUUAGGAGGUCUCCCGGCCUGGGGGGAAAACAUUGUAGCCUUCGGUUGAUGCUGGGGCCUCAGAGACCCUGUUCUCAGAUGCUGUGACAAACUCAUCCACCCACAAUCCUGGCGUCUCCCUCUGCCUUCUGGGCUCUUCAUUUUAUUUGUAUGUGUGCACAUGUGAGUUUGUGUGCCUGUGGAUCUGCGUGUGUGUUGAGACCCGAGGUCCUGAGGGCUGAAUGUAAGCCCCGCCAGCCCGAAACCGAUUAUGAUGUCUCCACAGCCCUGCCUCUGGGUGAUGUCAGGUGAAGUUAGCUGUGGCUUGUCUGGGACCCCACAGGAAGCCUUUUACAUGCAGGUGAACAACAGAGGAGGUCCUUUCAGGAGAAAGAAAGGUCCACAGCAUAGGCAGCUGUUCCAACCUUGCUGGAGUAUGGGGGGACUGAGGGCUUUGAGCCUUUCUGCUCCAGAGAACCAGCCUACCCGCUGUUCCAGAAGAGGGACUCCACACACUGCUGUCUGUAGUUAUUCUCUGGCAGAGCUGAGCAGAGGUAUCUAAAAAGUUCUUGGUCAUCCUUCCCUGAGUUUUCUGCCCCAUUCUGGCAGUGCAGGGAAUUGAACCCAGGGCCUCAUACCUGCUAGAGAACUGCUGUACUACAGAGCCAAGCUACAGACCCCUCUCCCUGAAUGCCCUCCCAGAAGCACCACAUCAGCUGUCACUAGGACCUGGGAGGUGGCAUUAGCUGUUUUAGCUUCGGAAUAUACCAAAGUGAGACAGUACCUAACCAUGGUGUGUUUCCUGCAGAGCUGGGACCCAGGCCCAGGAUCCUGAUGCUGAGCUCCCUCUCUGAUUCUGUUAAGUCCACAGAACAGGGAGGAGCCAGUGGCAUGGCCUCUUGCUACCAGCAGCAAGAGUUCUGAAGGAAGCCCCGCCCUCCUGGAGCCCUGCCCACUGUUCUGUGAAGUGAAAAGCCAGUCACUUCAGAAGGGGGGAGUCAGACAGAAACCUUUCACAGACAGCCUCAGGCUGGACAACUCUGCCCUGAGGGCCUCCCCUACCCACUGGACACUCAGCAGCAUUUUUGGCUUCUGCCCCACAGAUGCCAGUUGAUGUCCAACUAUGAGACUCCAAGGAGAGAACACUACCUCACAAGCAAAGGACGGUGGACAGCAGCCGUCAGGAACAGCAGAGGCAGAGACACUCUCAGCCCCUCAACUGAUGUGAAGCCCCCCAGUUUCACAUCCAAUUCCUCCCUUCCCGCUUGGCUCAGGAGCCUCCAAACCAAGAGAGGAAACCAAAACCUUCGAUCAUUUUCCAGAGAGUAAAGAGCACCGUGAAGUGAUCUGCUUUCUAACAGGCUGCAUUUAUAAGGGAAAACAGAACAAGAACUCGAGAGAGGUGGAGUGCACAGCUAACCUGAGGGGAGCCUCACUGGAGAACCAUCCAGUGCAGGGGUCUCUCGGAGGACCACGCCUGCGCUCUUCUUCCAGAUUUACAGAGGACAGAAAUAUGUGCACCACAUGCAUGACACAUGGCAAAUCGCUUCCACAGCUCUAGGGGAGGCUUGAGGGAUGGGUUUUCAGCCAGAAACUCUCGACCCACCCCCCACUCAAGACUACCCAGCUGAGGCUUUUCUGUCCUUGGAAAAUCCGACGCAAUGGGAACAGAUUUUGAGGAAACCUGAACUUAGCCAGGGUCUUCCAGCAAUGACCCAGGGCCACCUCCGAGCUCUGCCCUGCCUCCUGUGAGGGUGAACCCCAGAAUAAUUGACUGCCCUCUGCAGGCCCCGCCUCAGCCGGCAAGCACCCCUCCCCACCCCCACUCUGUGGGAUCCAAGGAGGAGCUUGCAACACCAGCAAUGGCCAGAGUUUUGUCCGACUGACAAAUAUUUGCUGAGCACCCCCACCGUGCUGAGGCCUUUCCCAGCCCUGUCUAACCAGCUGUAUCAGAAUGUUCCAGUUUUCCGCACCAUUGCCAAUAAGGGUCAUGGUCCAAAGCACCCACUGACAAGAUAGUUGAAUCGUGGAUCAGUGCAGUCCUAUGCCUGGCACUUCGGAGUUGGCCUUGCCCAGAAACUGUAUUCCUGGGCCUCGGCUUUUCUUCUGAGAUACAGAAACAAGAAUUUUUCCAGGCUCAGGGGAGCCCUGGCACAUGCUGGAAGACCGUCAGCCAGUGAGCACAGGGGAGGGUGAGUCACCAGAAGAAAGGAUCACUGUCAAGGUAACUGGAAGCCUCAUGAUCUUAAGCAGCAAAUCUUCAUCCAGUCAUGAUGGUGCACACCUUUAAUCCCAGCACUUGGGAGGCAGAGGCAGAUCUCUGAAUUUGAGGCCAGCCUGGUCAACAGAGCAAGUUUCAGGACAGCCAGGGCUACACGGAGAAACCCUGUCUCAAAAUAAAAUAAAAUAAUAGAACAAAAUGGAAUAAAACCAGGAGUGGUGGCACACACUAUUAAUACCAGCACUUAGGCAGAGGCAGGCAGAUCUCUGUGUGUUCAAGGCCAGCCUGAGCUACAGAGGGACUUCCAGGACAGUCAAGGCUACACAGAGAAACCCUGUCUCAAAAACCCAAAAAUAAAUAAAUAAAUAAAAUAACUGAUUUUUACAAUAUUAAUUACUGGUCAAGCACGGUGACACAUGCCUGUAAUUUCUGGUGGCUGAAGCAGGAGAAUGAGGAACUUCAGGCCAGCCUAGGACAAACAAAUAAAAAUCUGAAAGACAGAAGGAAAGCAAAUCUUUUAUUUUCUUUUCAAGUAAUAUGACUUGAAAUACCACAGAGAAUUAAGACUAAGAGCUACCUAAACAGUUAAUCAGUCCUGUAAAAAUUAACAUAUGCAAAUAGACAUUCUGAAGACACUCAAACAAUAGAGAAGGGAGAGAAAACUUUGACUUCAAUAGCAAUAAAUUUAUCAACCAGUGUUAGGGCAUGGUGGGUGUGAUGGGCAUGGUGGACUUGGUGGCCAACUGUAACCCCAAGGAGGCAGAGGCAGGGUGACUGAGAGUUCGAAGCCAGCCUCAACAACAUAGCAAGACCUUGUUUUACUUAUUUUAUAAAGAUUAAAAAAAUUAAUUUGUGUGUAUGCUUGUACAAUACAUGUAUGUAGGUGCCGUCAGAGGAGCUGGGGCUGGAAAAUGAACUGGGAUCCUCUGGAAGAACAGCAAGUUCUCUUAAGUGCUAAGCUGUCUCUCUAGCCCUGAGAGAGAGAGAGAGAGAGAGAGAGAGAGAGAGAGAAAGGUCAGUGAGAUGGCUCAUCAGGUAAAAAUACUUACCGCAUAAGCCUGACAACCUGAGACACACACACAUAAUAAUAAUAUUGGUGACAGAAACAUUUUAAAAAUGAAAGAGAGAGAUAGGAAGUUAACAAAGCCUAUCAAACUUUGAUAUGAGGCCUAAGACAAAGUGUUAAGUGAAAAAAGUAAAGCAGAAAAGACCAUGCACAGUACCGGCUGCGGUUCCUACUGUGUAAGAAAACGGAAGUUCAGAAAGAGACGUGGUCCUGUUCACUCCUGUAAAAUGUCAUGGGAAAGAAUAACUCAGAAAGGAAUGAGAACCAAUGGGGAUGUGCGGAAAUAUCAGGAUCGGUGGAGUCCUGGAACUGUACUUUUGUGUUUUCCUGCUUAUAGAUUUGUGACAACCGAAACCAAACCAAGCCAAAAAAUAAUCCCAACCAAUUAACCAACCAAUCAAUCGGCAGUGGUGAUGAGAACGGAACACAGCACUUUCCGUAGCAAGCUAAGCCAGCUGUGAUUCAGGCAGAGACAAGCCCUUGGCUCUCUCAGCGCCUCAGCCCAUCCAGGCAAUACUUGAAGGUGACAUUCGGCUGCUAGGACUGUGUGUGUUUCAGACAAAAGACAAAACGAGCAAAUCCAGAAACCUGGAAACCAACGUCUUCUUUGCUAGAGAGAGGAAAACAAGGCAGCAGGGGAGAGGUGACUCACCAUCCUGGGUCAGAGUUAGAAGUGUCAGUGACCUCAGGGUUCUGAGGGGAAGGAGAGAGAGAAAUGAACGCACGUGAUUGUGUGCAUGCACGGGUACGAGCGUGUGUCUCUGUGUGCAGCCACGUGUGGGACUAGAAACACGUGGCUAGACACACUAGACACACUAUCCUAACUUGCGCUGUUCACUAAGGGCCCACAGGAGCAAUGACCUCAGGGCUGUGAACCUGGCCAGGCGGGCGUUUAAGCUGCAUUAUCCGUGCGAAGAACCUGGUCGCUGCUGGAGCUGGGAGAGAACGUGAGAGGGUCUCACAGGCCCAGAAUGGCCUCAGCUUCUCAGUAUAGCUGAGGAUGACGUUGAACUUCUGGCCCUCUUGUCUCUACCUCCCGAACGCUGGAUUUGCCAUCCUUUGCCAUGCUGUACAUCUGUAUGCUGUGCUGGGGAUGGAAUCCAGGCCUUCAUGUACGGCAGGUGAGCACUCUACCAGUUCAUUCACAUUCCCAGUCCAGUAAUUUAAAGACAAAGAGAUACAGAAGCCCUGAAGAUGAAGUUUCCAUUAAUCAAAUCUUAGGUAUUUUAAGUGUAAAAAUAACAGUAGUAACAUAUUAUAUAACCCGUAGAAUAAAGACUCUAGUAGUUGGCAUUAAUAUUAAGCGAUAGCCUACAUUUUAAUUAAUUAAUAUGUGCAUUAAUUAAUAUUCUGUACUGAUAUUAACUAGUUAGUUAAUUAACUCAGGAGACAGGGGGUGGCUGUUCAAUAGACAGACACCCAGUGAAUACAGAAGCAGAUAACAAAAUCAGAGCUUGGCCAUCACCACAGUUGAUUAUUCCACACAGGAUUAAUCAGCGAAUACUGAGAUUCAUAAUGAGCUAGAUUAGCUGGAGGAGAAGACAAUCAGCAUGCCCUCCCCUCUCUCCUCAACAAAUCAUUUAUUCAGGAAGGAGAGGCGACCACAGGGCUUGGAAACCUACCCUCAGCACCUCUCCAGGAGGGGGCACCCAGCUGCUGAGAAAGCAGCUCAGUGGCGAGGGGACCCAGAGCCACAGUGAAGAGCGCGCUACACAGGUCACCUACGGGCUUCAAAAGCGAAACACAGGAGCCGCUGCAGACCAGCAGAGAGCAGAGGGGCUCCGUGUGGUGGUGAAGAUCUGGAAUUCUAGCAUUCAGGAGGCUGAGGCUAGAGGAUCUUGAGUUCCAGGACAGCAAGGCGACAUAGUAGGAGUGAGGGCAGGAGCUGGCAGAUCAAGUACCGGACAGGUUGGAUGGAGAUGGUUUUUGUUCUUGUUUGUUCAUUUGUUUUUGGUUUUGGUUUUUGCAUGUCUUUUCUUCAGUUAGAAAGAACAUUAGAUGGAAGUUUGAGGACAUCUGUAGACAGGUUACAGUAUCGUAUCAGGCCUAGCCCUCCCCCCGAUCGCCACCUCACCCCAACCUGGAUCCUAUACUGAGCCUAUACUGUAGGCACGGGGGAAUGGGCCUGGUGUUAGAAAGCUUCGCUGAAUUUACAAGGAAGAAGCCACUGACAACUGACAACUUGGCAAUUUAUUAAUUAAAAGAACAAAAACUGCUUAGAGAGCAAGAAAAGGCAGAGAGAGGGAGGGGUAGAUGACAAAGGUAAUGAAGCAGUGAUAUUUAGGGAUGGGGGAGUAUUUUUGUAACAUUUCUUUAAGCCUGAAGAUAAACGUUUUUAUUUUUCAUACAUUUUUUUUUUUAUUCCGUCUCCGCUGGGCAGCUAACUGGACCCACAUCCUGAAAACAAGAUACAGAGACCAUCUAAAGCUGUUCUCACGAUGAAAGUGGUUAAGGACAGUUGGACUGUCUAGGAAGUCGAGACCCACAGGUCGGGACCCACAACCUAUAGCGUUAUUCUUGGAGCAGUAUCCAAGGACCUAUCAGAGGAAGGGCAUUCCACUGAACCAUUCCCAGAAGUGAGAGCUCCAAAGGACGCCUCCCCCCCCACAACCACAACCACCAGAAAACAAAACAGAACUAGCCAGUUUGAGACACGUGUUCUAGUCUCAAGAAAGUCCCACCAGAAGAGAGUCUGGGCAAGGGAUGUCUUCUCUGCCCUUCCUUUCUUCGGCUUGUAUCCUUGGCUGCCACCAGGAGCUGCCUCUGCAGAAGGUCACAGAUGGGGGCGGGGUGGGGGAGGAUAGGAUGGAGCGGGAACUUUCCUCUGGAUCCUUUCAGCGCAGCCUAGACUGGGAUUAAAGUGAUCACACACCACGUGCCUGGCGCGGAUGGCCAGGGCUGGGAUUCUGAGGGACACACGGUGUAGGUUGAGAACAGACAAACAAGCCACAGGUCAUAGCCAAGCUUCUGAACACCCAGCCACCUAGACCGCAGCGGAACCGGUAGGUCAGUGUGUCUUCCUUCUCAGGACGGAGGGGUCUGAUGAGCGCCCCCUGCUGGCUGAAGGGAGCAGCUCCCAGGCCCAGGCGGUUCUGCUGGAGGCCAGCUACUGUCACAUCACAGGUUUGUGCCUGCAAAACAUGAGCAGGCAAUUCCUUCCUUCCUUUUUUUCCUUCCUUCCUGUCUUCUUUUCCUUCUUUCCUUUCUUCCUUCCUCUUUCCCUCCGUCCCUUCCUCUCCCCAUCCCUCCCUCCCUUUCUCCUUCCUCCCCCUUCCUUUCUUCCUGUUUUGAAACAGGGUCUCUUUAUACAGUCUUGGCUCUCUUGGAACUAGCCUUGUAUAUCCCGGGCUGGCAUCAAACUCACAGAGAUUCUCCUGCCUCUGCCUCUCAAGUGCUAGGAUUAAAGGUGUGUGUCACCAUGCUUGGCCUCAGACUGCCCUUUCACAACAUUUUAAGUGGAGUUGUAAAGGCACCCCAUGGAAUGGGAGAGAGUUAUGGGCUGUGAGCUCAAGUCCUGUGAGCUCAAGGGACGGAUGGAGGGCUCAUUUUAUCUAUCUAUCUAUCUAUCUAUCUAUCUAUCUAUCUAUCUAUCUAUCAUCUCUCUAUCUAUGUAUCUUUGAGACAGGGUCUCCCCAGCCUAGGCUGACCUCAAACUUCCUAUGCAGUCUUUCUCCAAGUUGUAGGAUUACCGGUGUGCACCCCACCCUGGGCUUUCUCGGAAACCAAGCCCCAACCCCUGAGACAAUAUUGGUGAACAUCUGCUAAAAUUCUAGAACAUUCUAAGUGAAAACAUGGCAAUGCAGUUGUUAGGAACAUCCAGGCCUGUGGGUCUGUUCUCCCCCCUACCCAGGACCCCACCUUUACCAAGCCUCAGCACACUGUAGGUGUUCCAUCGUGGGAGCCAACCUUCAUUACCUGGAAGGACACUGGGAGGUUGCGAAAUGAACUAACACCAUGGCUUGAUUAUUGCAAAUAGUGUAAGGUGAGGUUUGACGAGGCUGCAGACCCAGCGAGCCAGAUGUCAUGAGUGGAGGACCACGGGACAGAUUCAGACCCUGGACUUUCGAAGCCUGUUGCUCAGUGAGAAGAGUUCCCACGGCUAGAUGUGUGUUCUCUGACCCACUCCAUCUCCUCGUGUGACCCGGCACGGGGUGCUGACUGCCAGGCGGCACCCACACAGCAUGAGCGCAGAGCCCACCCCCAGGUGGGGGUGGAAUUGGAUCUGACAUGAGGAACCAAACAAGGGCUUGAAGCUAAUAGGGAUGUUCUGACAUUCUGAACUUGGAGGUGGGGAGAACAAAAUGAAUGACAUCUUUGUCACAGAACUGCCAGCAGAGGUGACACAAGCCACUCAGGUGCUAGGUGCUGCUAAAAGGAGAACACUUGAAAUGGGACAGCCCACGAGCGAUGUGCUCAGAUGAGAACUCAGGGGGUCUUCUGAGACCCUACAGUGGAAUGACUGGAGGGUCACUUUGGGCCGUGGGGCUUAGCAUGCAACGGCAGCUACUCUGUCCUGGAGGAUUUAGGGGUAGCCUGUCUUCCUGCCUUCCCUUGGAGUCCCAGCAUGGAGUGGGUGGUAGGCUGGCUGACCCACGGCUAAUGAGACAACCUUUGGCUCAAGCAACGCUCUUGACAGAAUAGCUGGCUGGCUUCAUAAAAGCUGAUGCUCUCUGGCCUCCGUGUAGCUGGCAUGGUGAGCACUCCUCUUUCGUGACUGACCGCUUCUUCACAGCUGCUGUCGGUCUCGUUUUAUAGGUGGGGGAAUAAGGUUCAGAGAGAGUGCGUGACCUUUCCAAGGCCAUCCAGCAGAUAAGCCACAGAGCUGGGCUGCUGGUUGGCAGCCUUGUGUGGGAGACUACACCCCUGUGCUCCGCUCUCACCUGUCCCCAUUUCUGGCUGAACCAGGACCUCCGGAAAAGCAUCAGAUAGGCCCAAAGGGGGCAGUGGAGAAUUUAAAGUUUGACUCUCUUCAGGCUUAGCCACCUUCCUGGAAAGUAUCUAAAGAAUGCUAAGUGUUUCCCAAUUGUCUUCUGAGGAAGCAGCAAAAACCCCAUGCAAAUAAACAAACCACAAAGAUAAGACAAUGCGUGACUGCAGUCUGGCUGCCAGGAUUCUGGGCUUUUUCCUCACCCUCUCAAGCCCACCUUCCCUGAAGCAAGCAAGCCCGGGUGAAAGACAGGGGCCACCUCUGACAUCUUCAUCUCCAGGUUUCAAUCUUGGCACAGAGUAGGUGCUCAGCAUACCCAGUGAUACAUGAAAGACACCUGGAAAGAAGGGCUGAGGACGUUUCCACAGUUGGAUGAAGAUCCUCCUAGUCUGCCAUGCAUUCCCUCCCCAAAGGGGCCAGACCAAAGCCCAGGCAGAAAUGGGAAGGAAUAUAGUGGCAGCUGUGGGCUGUUUACGGGACUUGGACCUUGUUACCUGGCUUUCGAUGUGACCCGCUUUUGGGGGGGGGGUGUCACUUCGAAGGGGUUGUGUUUAGAUCUGAAGUGCUCCCUACCCAGCUCAUUUGUGAAAACUUGGUCCCCAGCUCACGGCAUCAUUGGGGAUGAUUAGCACAAGGAGCCAUUUUAUCAGUGGAUUAACCCACUGAUGAGUUCCAAGCUAAAUGGGCUAUUCAGAGAUAGGACCUAGGAGGAGGAAGUGGGUCACUGUGGGACAUGCUUCAGAACGGUAGAACCUCUCUCUCUUCCUUCUUUCCCACAACAAGAUGAGCAGAUUGACCUAGGUUCAACCCCACCCCACCCCUAAAAAGGGAAACUAAAAUCAACAGUCAAUGAAACCACGGAAACCGAGCAAAACAUAAUAACUCUUUCUCCUUUCAAGUGAUUUUACUCAGGUACUUUGUUACAGUAACGAAACAUUAACACAGGGGGAGAACUUCAGGAAUCUGUUUGAAGGGGCUCUGCCACCCAGGCAGGAGUUCUGAAAGAAGGAGGGAAAAUUGAGGCAAACCUACCUCAGGGGACUGGCCCAGCCUCCAUGUGACACCUCUGGGAUCGGAGCCAAACAGGACAGUGCCCUGAACUGUGCUGGGCCCAGAGUCACCAGCAGGUGUGUGGACUGCGGUCCUCUCCCCUGUGGUGUGGCCUCAAGAGAGCCACUGCAGGGUUGCCACAGGACCUGAGGAGGGUGGGACAACCUUUGAGUCAGAGCCUCUUCCAGCACUGACUGGACAAGCCCACAGUCCCUGAGCCUUAUUUUAUGUACCAUAAGAUAGACAUGGAGAAGUAGGAUCCGUAUUCAAGUCUCAGAAUGGUAACAGCCCACUUGAACCAGAAAAAUCCCUCAGUGAACAGUACCUGCCGCUCUGGUGGCUGAUGCCAUCACCAUUCUCAUGACAGAAUACCAAGAGCAUGGGCUUUCUUUCCUUCUCUCCUUCUUUCCUUCUUUCCUUCCUUCCUUCCUUUUCCCCUCCCUCCCUCCCUCCCUCCCUCCUGCCUCCUCCUCCUCCUUCUUCUGUUUUGUUUUGUGUUUUCAAGACAGGGUCUUUUUGUGUAGCCUUGGCUGUCCUGGACUCACUUUGCAGACCAGGCUGGCCUCGAACUCACAGAGAUCUGCCUGCCUAUGCCUCCCUGAGUGCUGGGAUUAAAGGCUUGAGCCACCUCCCUCGGCUGAGCCUGAUUUGAGAACACAGUGGUUGAUGACCUUGUCCUCGCUGACUGCUUUUGGUGUCGAUGGCCAGGCACUUAUAACAGGGCCCUGGCUGGAGGACACCUGUAGGAGGAAGACCUGCUUUCCAUCUUUAUAAGGGGUUUGCUCCACUCACCUCCUCAGUGAUGUCGAGUUUUGAUUGUCAACUUGACACAGUUUAGAAUCACCUGAGAAGAGAGGUCAUGAACUGUCUAAAUCAGGUUGGCCUGUGGGCAUGUCUGUUCGAGAUUGUCUUGAUUAUGUUAGUUGACGUGGAGAGACCAGCCCACUGUGGGUGGCACCAUUUCCUAGGGUUGGGUCCAGGACUGUGUGAGAGUAGAUGAAGUGAAUGGAGUACAAGCACAUUGCAUUCAUUCUCUCUCUGCUCUCCAUUGUGGAUGUGACCAGCGUCUUCAAGGUCCUGCCACCUUGACUUCCCGACAAGGAAAGGAUGUGACCUGGAGUUAUGAGCCAAAUAAAACAUUUUUCCCCCAA